UGAGGCAGAGAGAGGCUCAGGUCUGGGGCGCGCUGCACCAAUACACGCCAGCCCAGGAGAGCGGCUCCCUGUGUCUGACCCUCCCCCAUGCUGUGCAGUCAUGGCGUGUGCGGCAGGAGAAACUCUUCCAAGAGCUCCCAGGCCGUCAUAGCAGCCCCCGGCCUCGCCACCUCCCAUCCCAGGAGAGGGGCCCGACCCAUCUCGGCGGAGGGAUCCGCUUGCCUCUUCGAGCCUCCGCCCAUUUCUGCUUCUGCUUUUUUUUCUUUUGCAAGAAAAUAAUUUGACAGCGAUUUGCUGACACUGGGAUUUUGCACCAGAGAUUACAAGAAAGAAUCCCCCCCAACAACCUCGUUCCUGAUCACCAGACUGGGCGCGCAAAGGGAGAUCAUGCAAAAGUUGGGAAUUGCAUCAUGAGCAAUGUACACAUCUGCAGACCUGUGAUGUGAGAGCUGUUGGUACACAAGUAAUCAGUGUCUGCGUGACAGUGAUGGCGACAUUGUAGACUAUACACAAGAGGACCACAUGCCCCACCUCCCACGCUGGAGGUACCUGGCAUAGUGAAUCUAUUGUUUUUGUUUAAGAUUUGCCUUUUGGACUUUUUCAAAGAUAUGAAGCAGCAUCAAUCUGAAAUUGGAAUUGCAAACAGACCAGAAAGAGUUAGUCGUUGUAAUGUAAAUGGACAAGCCGAAUAAUAACAAAUUCUAGCAAUUUUUUUUUCGUACUUGGAAUAUCUCAGGGUCUACAAGUUUAUGGUUUUUGUGCCUGUAAGAUCAGGAUAAAGGUGACCAAAAAUGGGGGACCAGCAGUUGUACAAACCUAACCACACUGCCAACAGCAAUGAGAAUUUGUAUUACCAACCGCACCAAAUGAACACUCUCCCCCCUUUAAAUCACAGCUAUGGAACAUCAGGCAUGGAUGCUUCUCAGGCUUCUCCCCUCUCUCCUCAAUUCCCCCAGGAUUCAAGAGACAGCAUAGCUUUGAAUGUAGGUUCAAAAAACAUUGGGUCAGCGGACUCCUCUAGACAAACAAAUUGGACACAUACUGGCUCAGGAAACCAUGUUCCGGUAAGGAACAAUCAGAAUGCCAUGUGGAGCCCAUUAGGACAGAGUGAAUCUGCUGACGGAUACCAGUAUUCGUAUUCUCAAGCCAAUGAACUUCGGUCGCAAAAACUUACUAGUGGAGUUUUACAUAAAUUGGACUCCUUUACACAAGUAUUUGCUAACCAAAAUUUAAGAAUUCAAGUCAACAAUAUGGCUCAGGUCUUGCAUGCUCAGUCUUCAGUGAUGGAUAAUGUCAGUGACAGUGCACUUAGACAGCUGCUGUCUCAGAAGCCUGCUGUUGAGCAACAAUCUGUAACUUCCACGGUGCAAAGAUAUCAGCAAGGGCCACAGCAAGUACACCAGAAUUUUGCAAGCACUCAGCAAAAGCAAGUCAUGCAGCACCAACAACAGUUGUAUUAUGAUUACCAGCAACACUUAUCUCAGCUACAAAUGCAUUCUGCAAUGCAACAAGGACAACCACAUGUGCAACAAAUGCAGUCUCAGCAGCUGUUACCGCAACAGAUACAACAGUUGCAGCAGACUCAAUAUUAUAUGCAGCAACAGCCACAGCAGGGACAGCAGCGGCUCUCAAUACAGGAGAUCCAGCAGCAGCAGCAACAAAGUCGACAGCAACAGCAGAGGCAGUGUCCAAUGCAAAUAGCUCAGUAUUAUCAAACACAACCAGUUAUGCAGCAGUUACAGUUGCAGCAGCAGCAGCAACAGAUGCAACUGCAUCUUCCUGCGUAUCAUAGGGAUUCUGACCCAAAAACCGUGCAUGAAACACACCAGUACUCCCAGGAUCAAGCUCAUCCUGUACAGCUUAUACAGUUGGGAACAAUGCCUCAGUAUUUCUAUCAGGAUCCACAGCAGCAGUAUAGGCAUUUGUAUCCACAAAGUGUAUUGCAACAACAGCAGCAACAGGAAGACACUGAUCCGCAAAAGCAAUACCAGAAUGACAAUAGGUCUCAAGUUCUGAUGAACUCCCACGUUGGCCUGAGUGUGGCAGAGGCAAUAGAGGAUACUACACGACAGGAAAUUAAUUCUGUAGGUAGCGCUGGCUCUCAUCGAAGUCUUUUAGCACCAUCGAGUAUCCAUCUAAAUAACAAAGGGUCCCAGCAAGAGUCUCCUAGUGCUAUUUGGCCUCAGCAGAUUCAGCUAUCUGAUGGCAGACUGCAGCAGCCACUGUCCCCUGAGCCAAGUGGCCCAAACAAAGGAACGUUUCCCGAGAGAUCCCAUAUAAAGAGCAAGCUAACGUGUUCAAUAUGCUUGAAGGAAUUUAAGAGUUUACCAGCACUAAAUGGUCACAUGAGAUCACAUGGAGGAGGAGUAAGAGCAUCUCCUAAUUUUAAACAGGAUGAAGGAGAGAAACCGCCACAACAGCAGCCGCCUAAAGAGGUAGAUAGCCUUGCGCCUAUCGUCAUGCCCGUUUCUGUCCCUGUAAAGCUUCUGUCGCCUGAGCCCAGUGCGCAGCCCGCUGCCAACAGUACCACAGUCAAAGACAAGCCUGCCAAUUCUGUGUCAGAUGACGAGAUGCCAGUUCUCAUGAAGAUGACUUACUCUCCACCGUGCAGUCCAAAAGUGGCCACCCCCUGCUCAUCUUCUGAACUUAGCAGAAAACAGCCUCAAAGUGCUGCAAAAUUGGAAGAAGACUUCAAAUCCCUGCAGGACAAGAAAAAAUAUCGACAUAGACCUGAACCACUCUUCAUACCUCCUCCUUCCUUCAACUUCAGUGUGUCUUACUCAGGAGCUACGCUGUAUCAAAGCCAACUUCGCUCUCCCCGCAUUCUAGGAGAUCAUCUCCUAGACAGGACACAUGCGUUUCCUCCCUAUACCCCACCACCUAUGCUUAGCCCAGUACGCCAAGGAUCUGGGCUCUUCAGCAGCGUUCUCACAUCUCAUAAUGCAUCUCACCCCCAGCUGCCACUUACUCCUUUAACACCCACUCCACGGGUGCUCCUAUGUCGAUCUAAUAGUAUUGAUGGAAGCAGCAUUCCAGUGACUCCAGGGCCUGGAGAACAGACUGUUGAUAUAGAACCACAGAUCAAUAUUGGAUCAAGAUUCCAGGCUGAUAUUCCUGAACUUCAAGACCGAUCAUCAAUGGGGAGAGAGAUGCACAAGGCAACUUUGGUUUGGAAACCGUGGCCAGAACUGGAAAACAAAGUCUUCCAACAAAGAGUGGAAGACCUUUUAAAUAUGUGCUGUUCAAGUGUGUUACCUGGUGGAGGAACUAACUCAGAAUAUGCAUUACACUCCCUCUUUGAGUCCAAAGGGGAUAUUAUGGUUGCCCUUGAAAUGCUGCUGUUGAGGAAGCCAGUAAGAUUGAAGUGUCAUCCUUUGGCAAAUUACCAUUAUGCUGGAUCUGACACGUGGACACCUCUAGAAAGAAGGAUGUUUAACAAAGCAUUAUCCACUUACAGCAAAGAUUUUAUUUUUGUACAGAAAAUGGUUAAGUCUAAGACAGUUGCACAGUGUGUGGAAUACUACUAUACUUGGAAGAAAAUCAUGCGUCUGGGACGGAAACACAGAACACGUCUAGCAGAAAUAAGAGAUGAAUGCCUGACAAGUGGGGAAGAGGAAGAUUUAGAGGAUGAGGAGGAGAUGGAAGAAGAAAGAAAAUCUGUAAAAGAAGAGGAAAGUGAAAUGCAGAAAUCUCCUGAACCACCACCUAUAGCUCUUGGUGCACCUGUAGACCUGCCACCCCUUCAAAGUCUCACAUUUUCUGCAGCCUCUUUUAUCUGUGAAAUGCCAAACUGUGGUGCUGUAUUCAGCUCCAGACAAGCACUAAAUGGCCAUGCUCGCAUACAUGGUGGUACAAACCAGGUGACAAAACCACGAUGCACCAUUCCAGGUACAAAGCAAAAAUCUGGCACGCAGAGUGGAUACUGCUCAGUCAAGAGUUCCCCUGCUCACAGCACAACAAGUGGCGAGACGGACCCAACAACAGUUUUUCCUUGUAAAGAGUGUGGCAAGGUGUUUUUCAAAAUCAAAAGUCGCAAUGCUCAUAUGAAGACCCACAGACAACAGGAAGAACAGCAGAGGCAGAAGGCUCAGAAAGCUGCUGUUGCAGCAGAAAUGGCAGCUGCUAUUGCAAGAACUACUGGGCCAGUUGGACAUGAUGUGAUCCCUCUGGAUCACUUGAGUUUGAUUAAACAUGUUGAGCAUGUAGACGACCUUGAAGAUGAUGUUGUUCAGGAGUUAGGAGAUGUAAUGGAAGAGACUGAAGUCAUGAAUGCUGACCUCUUGUUGGAUGAUGAAGAUGCAGAUUUACUUCAGGAUGAUGCUGAGUUGUAAAUGUAGAGUUGUCACAGGCAGACAGCUACUGAAAACAUCCUGAAUGUAUCAGUCAGGAAACCCGGAUAACCUGUUUAUUUCCCAUUGAUUUUAAACUACCUGUUUAAAAAUGGUAAUUCUUUUAUCCAGGUCUAGGGAAAAGAUAUGCUUCCCACCCAUUUUUUAAUCAGUUUGUUUGUUGGGGAAAAAUAAAUAAUUGGCACAAAUAUUCUUAUAAGGUGUUUUAUCUGGGUUCUGCUUCACUGAGAUUAUUCAAAACCACAAAUAUAACAGAGAAAUUCAUGUUUCUGUUUCCAUUUCCUUCCAGCCUUUUUAUGGGAGGAACUUGAAUCUUCAACUCUUCAGAAUGUUCUGAUUCUCAGUUCAGUAUAACCUGGACUGUUUCAUUUUACACAUCUCAUUUUGGUCCUAUUGUUGUGCAUUUCUGACUGGAUUAAUUGCCUGCAAUGGAUCUUGCAGUGUUUUUCCGAUAGUACUCCAUAUUUGUUGGAGAUGCUGACUUGAUGUGUUCUUCCUUUUGCAUUCUUCUUGUAUCUGUAACAAAAAGAAAUCUGACUAAAUAUGAAAUAAUUACAGGAGUGACUACCAUGCAUUCCCCCGAACACUGCUCAACCUGUACCUGUUAGUCUGCUUGCAAAAGAUAUUGUUCAUACUGUACAUUUUAGAGCUUCCAUUUUAAUAGGAUUCAAAAGAGAGAGAUCCGCUGAUUUCUGAAUGACCCAGUGUGAGAAUUGAAGAUGAUUCUAUAGCGGUUCACUUCAGUUAAAGUGUGGCAAAAACUCACAUCCUCUAAUUGGAACACUGGAUUAGGAGCCCUACCUUUGUAAUUGGACAGAACUGGAGAUACCUUCUAUUGUAACAAUAAAUCACGCUUUUCAAUAGCCAUCCCAGAGGUUUUAGAGAUUUUGUACAAUUGAGCAGUGCAGGAGCAUGUUCUGGAAGACAGCAAAUGUCCAGAGACAUUCUUUCCCCACAGACAGAAGGAGGGAGGGAUGUUGUUGGUAUAUCUUCUCUCUUUCAAAAGAAUAUUUCUGAAAAUUUAAACAGAUACCUUUUUUAUUCUUCCUGUCCUGAAAUAUUCCUGUGCUAUUUUUGAGUAAUCACUUGUCUUUACAUCAAACUCAGAUUUGUAUGUAUUCAGUGUGACAUUUAUCCAGCAAAGGUAGGAAAAAUGCUUACAUUAACUCCUCCCCGCCCUUCCCGUUUUUUUUUUCCCUUUGGCCAAGAUCUGCACACGAGAUCUCUCUAACUUUAUCUGUAUUAACCUUGGUUUGGCACAUUCUCCACAGAUACACAGUACUGGAUUCAUAGAGUUGCACCUAAACCACAUGCAGGAUUAGACAGUGCUUGGGUGCACGACCUUUCAUUACUAAGUGGCAGUUUGUGAGCUCUUCUUGAAAUAAAAUGCUGUAAAUGUUUUAAAGGCUUCACUGAUAACACCGAUGCUCUCCUGAAUCCUGUGUAGGAGAACAAUACUGCAAAUUUUAAAACACAUUUGUAUGUAAAUCAUUUCAGAUCUUCUCCAUUAUUUUUUACAAUAAGAAUAUUUCAUUCAUUUGGCACAAUAUCUGACAUGUGGAGUCACAAAAUGUUGUCUUAACCAGAGCCAAGCAAGAUGUUGGGCCUGGUUCUCCAUAGUCUUCCCUUUGUAUACUUACACCUGUACAAAAUGAAUACAAACUGGCGGUAGAAUACUAUCAAAUAGUGUUUCUUCACUCACCAUAGGCAGAUGUAAAUGACCAUCAAGAUGCAAAGGCAGUGAGAAUCAAGACCGCUGUCUACACAAGAUUAUUACUUGAGUACAGAGACUAUUUUUGUGUUAAAGUCAAACAUACAAGGCCAAAUCCUCAAGUUCUUACUCAGAGUCAAAUGCUCUGCUAAUCAAGAAAGACCCUUAUAGGUAAGUUGAAACCACUCAUCAUUUUAAAGUUGCAAGUUUCCUGUGAAUUCUUUUGUUGGUGGGUGGAGUUUCCUCCCCCCCUUUCCGUGGAACAACAGAUGGUUCCACCCACUAUGCCUGUGAAUCUCAGGAGAUCUGACAGAAGGCCUGUGUCCCUACACUUACAGUUGGCUCUCUGCCAUGCCCUGGAGCAUGACUCCCAUGCUCUGGGCAGUCCACAGAAGUUGAGACUCUUGUGAGUGGAGUCUACAGUCAUUUAAGUAUUUGCAGGUUCGGGGCCUUUGUAUACAGUAACUUGCAUUGGAGUCUGUGGGCUUAAGGUGGAAAGACCUGACUAGCGCCCAUCCACUCUCCUCCCCUUUCCUCCCCUCCAGAUUUAUGGAGCUUUAAACCCUAAGGGCUCCUCUGUGAAGGGACUUCCUCAGUAGAGUUGAAGAGAAAGUGGAAGCAUGCUGUGGAAGUGGCACUCCUCAUAGGUUGGUAGGAAGGAGUCUGCAUAUAGAGAGUCUUGAAGGGACAAUCCUGCCAAACUCGGGCAAAACUUUCAUUGCAGUCAAUGGGAGUUUUGCCUGAAGAACUGAGUAAAAAUAUUGUAGAAAUUUUUGGAUUUGACCCCCACAGAAGUAAUUUUUUAAAAAAAGAACCUGGGUUCCUUCUAACUAAAGAUUAGCCAGAUGCCUGUGUUAAAUACACAUAACUUUUCCCUAGAUCUUCAGGAUGAGACAGGCAAACUUUUAAUUUUACACCCAUGAUAAAAAUUAGUUGAAAAUAACCAAAGAGAUUGCCUAUAAAGAAAGAAUGCAGAUUCCUGAAAUAGUAUUAAAUAAGUUAGGCCUCAAACACUGACUCCAUAUUCUUAAAAUGUUGCACAGUCUGUUAUACAGAUUCUGUUCUGCCUAGAUGUAUCUAAAUGUGGCUUCGUUUUAUUUCAGAAAAGUUGUUUUCUUGCUAAUAGUUACUGAUGCAAAACUAUGUAUUAUGGGAUGGUUUCACUAUUGGAUUUAGUCCUUUGGUAAAGUCUGUACAUAGAAAAUCAAUAUAUUUUAUGAAAAAAAUCAUCUUAUUUUCAAAUAUAUUUAACUGAUAUAUUUUAUUAGAAGGUUGUAAAUAUUUUAGGAGCUCUAGUGUAUAUAUAUAUACUUUUGGGUGGAAAAGCAAUGGAAAUAAAAACUACAUAUUUAAUGUAGUUUGUGAUCUCUUCCAGAUAUAGCUUCAUAUUAUUAGCAUCUGACUUGCAUGCAAUUUAACUUCAGGAUGUAACUUAUUCAGAUUUGCACUAGGACGGCUUAAUUUCACAACUUUAUAUUUGUUUUGUUUUUUUGAUGGUUUUUGUUUGGAUUCCAUAUACUUGGUACAUAUCAAAAAGCACUAUGUAUAGAAUAUUCAGUACUAUUUCUUUUGUAACAAAUAAUUGUUGUAUUUGUAAAUCAAAGGGUUUUAUGUAACAGUUUUGCCAAAAAGAGGACAGUAUUUUCUAGUGAAUUUUAUACUUUUGAUAAAAUGUAGUUUGUUGGGUUUUUCUACCGUGAUGAAAAUUUCUUUUAA
This is a messenger RNA of Gopherus evgoodei (Goodes thornscrub tortoise), 7776 nucleotides long. It is a transcript of the gene TRERF1, whose product is annotated as transcriptional regulating factor 1. The record is from RefSeq and is a predicted model, not a curated record. Gene Ontology annotation, molecular function: transcription corepressor activity. Lineage: Eukaryota; Metazoa; Chordata; Testudines; Testudinidae. Gene Ontology annotation, biological process: regulation of transcription by RNA polymerase II; negative regulation of DNA-templated transcription. Bases 792 to 4331 code for a protein of 1179 amino acids. Gene Ontology annotation, cellular component: histone deacetylase complex; transcription regulator complex. The transcript has 18 exons.